UCCUCUUUUCCAGACUGGAUCUGUCCUCAGCUGAUCAGAACCAAGGCGUUGGAUCUUUAAUCUCCUGCGUUGUUCUGAAGCAGCAUCUUAAUCAGCUCUCCUGCUUUGUUUCUAUUGCAGCUGUUAGCUAAACACGGCUAAAGAAAGCCUGCUACCACUUCAGGAUCAUCCAUCAGCUGGGACUGCUUCAUCGAGGAUCUGGACAGCAUGGACACAGAUGUUCAACAGCUGGUGCUGGUUAAAGAAGAAGCUCCUGAGGAACAGAGUGCAGGUGUGGACCAGAAAGACCCAGAACACAUCCACAUGAAGGAGGAACAAGAAGAAAACUGGACCAGUCUGGAGGGAGAGCAGCUCCAUUUGGAGGAGAAAACUGAUGCUGCCAGGUUUCCAUUCACAUUUGCUUCUAUAAAGAGUGAGGAUGAUGAAGAGAAACCUCUGUUCUCACAGCUUCAUCAGCAGCAAGUAGAAGACAAAGAAGUUCCAACCAACAGCUCAGCUCACCAGAUGACAGCAGAAACUGGUGGAAGAGCAGAAACUAGCAGGAACCAAGAUUUGAACCCUCAUGAACAGACAUCUGAUUCUUCAGAAACUGAAAUGAGUGGAGAUGAUGAAGAUGGUGAUGAUGUGAAUCUAGAAUCUGAGCUGUCAGACUCUGGGUCUGAAACUGGAGAAGAAGACAGUGACUGGAAUGAAAGCAGGUCUUCUGAUUCACAUGUUAGGACUGUCAACAAGUCCUUUAGCUGCCCUGAGUGUGGUGAACAAUUUGUCCACAAGAGGUCUCUCCAGAAACAUGUGAGAGUGUCAGGGCAUUCAGCAAUAAGGUCUUCAAGUUGUUUGGUCAAAAAGAAAUGUGUUGGAGUGAAGCAACAUGUAGACUCAUGCAAGAAAGUCCAGAAAAAGCUAAAAUCAUUUAGUUGUGAUGACUGUGGAAAAAUAUUUAGUGCAAUGUGUGAUUUAAACGUGCACAUGAGAGUCCACACAGGAGAAAAACCUUUUUCCUGUAAGCUCUGUGAAAAAAGACUUAGCAGUAAGAAAGCUUUAAACAGUCACAUGAGAGUCCACACAGGAGAACAACCUUUUGCCUGUAAGCUCUGUGGUCGAAGAUUUAGCCAAAAGGCAUCUUUAAACAAGCACAUGAAUGUCCACACUGGAAAUAAACCUUUUGCUUGUGAGCUCUGUGGUCGAAGAUUUGGCGCAAGAAAUAAUUUUAACAGGCACAUGAGAGUCCACACAGGAGAACAACCUUUUGUCUGUGAGCUCUGUGGUCGAAGAUUUGGAGAGAAAGCAAAAUUAGGCAUUCACAUGAGAAUCCACACAGGAGAAAAACCUUUUGUCUGUGUGCUCUGUGGUAAAAGAUUAGCCUAUAAACUAGCAUUAGACAAUCACAUGAGAAUCCACACAGGAGUAAAACCUUUUGUCUGUGUGCUCUGUGGUAAAAGAUUCGCCCAAAAACAAGCCUUGGAGAGUCACGUCAGAGUCCACACAGGAUUAAAACCUUUUGUCUGUGGGCUUUGUGGUAAAAGAUUUAGCCAAAAGUCAACUUUAAACAAUCACAUGAGAGUCCACACAGGAGAAAAACCUUCUUGCCUGUGAGACAUGUGGUCAAAGAUUUAGCGACAAGACCGAGUUAAACAGUCACAUUAGAGUUCACACAAGACAUAAUGAAUUAUUUUGAAUGUGAUUGAUAGAAAAAAUUCCAUCUUUGAGAGCAGGGGAGUGGAGGAGGAGUGUAUAAAUACACGCAUGUGUGUGUGUGUGUGUGUGUGUGUGUGUGUGUGUGUGU
Nothobranchius furzeri (turquoise killifish) is the source of this 1783-nucleotide messenger RNA. The record is from RefSeq and is a predicted model, not a curated record. Lineage: Eukaryota; Metazoa; Chordata; Actinopteri; Cyprinodontiformes; Nothobranchiidae.